Messenger RNA from Neoarius graeffei (lesser salmon catfish), 1214 nucleotides. It is a transcript of the gene hint2, whose product is annotated as histidine triad nucleotide binding protein 2. Gene Ontology annotation, molecular function: hydrolase activity. Gene Ontology annotation, cellular component: cytoplasm; mitochondrion. The record is from RefSeq and is a predicted model, not a curated record. The coding region runs from base 3 to 545 and encodes 180 amino acids. Lineage: Eukaryota; Metazoa; Chordata; Actinopteri; Siluriformes; Ariidae. The transcript has 5 exons.
GCAUGCGUAUAGUGUUGUGGACGAACUGGUGUGAAACAUUUAAUUCUGCAAUGAUUUCGCGUGUUUUUAUACAGAGACGGGGUUUCUCGUUGCCUUUUGUGUAUAAUUUACAACGGCGUGCUAUAACAGUCCAGAAUCUCUGUCUGUCUUCACACACUGAUGAAGUUCACUUAGCGGAGGAAGCCAGCAAGAAAUAUGGAAGUCCUGCUCCGACUAUAUUUUCCAAAAUUAUUGACAGAUCUAUUCCUGCAGAUAUAAUUUACGAAGAUAACAAGUGUUUAGCGUUUCGGGACAUCAGUCCACAGGCUCCUGUUCAUUUCCUGGUUAUUCCCAGAACUCCUAUCCCAAGGAUAAGUGACGCUCAUGAUGAUGAUUCACCGCUCCUUGGACAUCUCUUGGUAGUAGCAAAAAAUCUGGCAAAGAAAGAAGGAUUAAGUGAGGGAUACAGAUUGGUUAUCAAUGAUGGGAAACAUGGGGCUCAGUCUGUGUAUCACCUGCACCUUCAUGUCCUUGGAGGAAGACAGAUGCAAUGGCCUCCAGGAUAGAUGACCACUCUGUCCAUUAGUGUUUAACUGUGAAGAGAAUGUUCAAAUAUUCAAUAUGCAGUCAAUUUAAAUAAGUAGUUAGGUACAGCAUAUCAAAAAUAAUAAUUAUAGGUAAAAAAUGUGGCAUGCAAUAAGGGUUUGUGCCUUUAAAAAUAUAUAUAUAAUUAUUUAUUUACUUUUUUUGCAUUAUGGUUUCUAAAUUGAUUUGUCAGUAUGAACAUGCUAGUGUGAACCUCACUGCUCAGUUUAUUAUAGUUAAUAUCAUCAUGCAGGUUGCUAUUGGUUCAUUACGUGCCACUCCACAAGUGCCUCAACUGCAAAAAGGCAUUUUACCUUGACCUAGUUUCCUCUGCCAUUAAACAUGUACCAAUCCAGCUGGAGCACUCAGACAUUUUAUUUGGACCUUGACCCCAAAUAUGGCCUUUGUGCUAAUUUGUCAGUUCCAUUUAAAAAACUGAAAUAAAUAAUAAUCUUGAUGACUACUGAUAUAUUAUGAUAGCAAGGUAUUUGACCUUCAGCUUCCUCUGAUCUUCAGUUCAUGUUGUUUCUGUAGUAACAUACAGUGAUUGCUUUAUGAUAUGUACAGUGUCUUGCAAAAGUAUUCAUCCCCCUUGGUGUUUGUCCUGUUUUGUUGCAUUACAAGCUGGAAUUAAAAUGGAUUUUUGGAAA